AAGUGGAACUAUGGAUUCUUAAAAAUAGUGGUUAGGCUGUUAUUGUUUUGUUUUAGUUCAAUUGCUUAUUUAGGUAUUUGUUUUAGCCAACAGUCGUUGAUGUUAUAUUUGUUUUUAGUAAAGUGCAGUGUUUAUGGUUCUGUAAGGUGAAGAUAUUGCCAGGCCUAUCAAGAAGUCUGUCUUUGGAAAAUACUGAGAGUAAUCUGUAAGAAAAUUUUCAACAUGGGAGAUGAACAGGACGUGUUUCUUUCUCCCGAAGUGCCGAACACUCAAUUAGUGUGUUCAGAAAACACUCCUGUUGAUACUCUGGAUGAUUAUGAUGAUGAUGAAUCCAUGUGGGGGUGGCUUUACCCGACACAAAACAUCAGUUUUAAACCUCUGGCCAUGCAGAAGGACGAAUAUACGUUUGGUAGGUCUCCCAAAUGUGAUGUGGUCUUCAAUGAUGGAUGUGUCUGUGAUAACCUUCUGCAGGUGAUAAGUAAAAACCACUUUAAAAUAUUCAAAGAAACUCUAUCGGGAAUCGAAGCAAUUCAUCUGAUGGAUCUAAGUAUGAAUGGUACAUUCGUGAACAAUAAUAAAAUUGGGAAAGGAAACAAGGUGAUUUUGAAAAACAAAGAUGAAAUUGCUUUGGCAAACCUUCACAACAAAGUAUAUGUUUUUAUAGACACGUCAUUUAACAAACAUUGGAUUCCACCUGAAAUGAAGGAGAUUUACACGGUGAUUGGUCCAUUAGGCAGUGGAGCGUACGGAGAGGUGAAACUCGCCCAGAACAAGAUAAAUGAAAAAUAUGUUGCUAUAAAGAAAAUACAGAAGCGAGAGGGAAAAGAGGGAAAGACUUACAAUGAAGUUAGGAUACUGCAAAACUUGAAACAUCCAUGUGUGGUGACGAUGGAGGACGUGUUUGACACGAGCGAUUCCUUGUACAUCGUCAUGGAGUACGUCAGUGGUGGGGAGCUGGCCAAGAGGAUCAGAGAGGUUACAAGACUGAGUGAUGGGGAGGCCAAAUGUAUAUUCUACCAGUUGGUGUUGGCCUUGCAAUAUCUUCACCUGAAGAGGGUGGCUCAUAGGGACCUCAAGCCGGAAAAUGUUCUGCUGAUGAGUAAGAACCAGAAGUGCAACGAACGGCUAGUGAAAGUCAGUGACUUUGGACUGAGCAAGUUAAUAGACACCAAUACAGACCUGAAGACGAUGUGUGGGACGCCCGUCUACACGGCACCUGAGAUAUUGAUGACACAAGGAACUGGGUUCUACACACAUCAGGUUGAUGUCUGGAGUCUGGGUGUCAUGCUGUUUUUGUGCUUGAGUGGCAAGUUACCGUUCAGUAAGGAUCGAAGCCCUCUUCCUGUGGUGGAGCAGAUCGUACGAGUCAGUUACUCCAUGUCUGGACCCGAGUGGCGAGGUGUCUCUCCCCAGGCCGCCAGCCUCAUCAGGCGAAUGCUCAAGGCUGACCCUAACCAGAGGAUUACCAUAGAGCAAAUCCUGGCUCACCCCUGGCUACAGGAUAAAGCUAUGAAAUCAAAAGUGGAUCUGUUAAUGAAGGACAAUGCACCGUGUGGUGACGAGAACUUGUACCUCGAGCUCCAAGCCUCUACAUUGAGGCCAGCCAAACGUAGAAGGCUGGGAGAUGAUGAUACAGUAUUGAAAUCCUAGUACCUGCCUCUCCUGUGAUAUUAACUAGUACCUCAUUGAAGCUACAGCUGCCGUUAUUGUUUUAAGGACGACAUAAUACUUAAAGUAUUGUUAAGUUUUCAUGUAUACAUUUCAGCAGAGAAAAUAAUUUAACACUUCAUUAGAAUCUGUUAUUUCCUUGUAUUUGUCUUCUUGCUUUCUCUGUAUGAAACAAGUUAACGGAUAAGUUUCUACGGAUAAAUAAUAGUAAUAACUAUAAUAUUUUUUGGUGCUUGCUUUAACUACAAAAUUUUAAGGUGCAAUGAGUGUUGAAAGCAAUGUUUGCCGUAAUUCUCAGUAAAUAUUAAGAUUUUACUUAAGAAACAUUGAAUUUUCAGUCAAUGAAAAACCAGUAAAUAUUUUCUUAUUUUUAUUUCAUAAGUGGAAACUAUACAGGGUGCAGUGACAAGUAUUAAGAAAAUAAUUGUGUUAUAAUACUUGGUGCUGGCUACUAAAUGGUGUAUGUAUAUUUAGGGGGCCAUGCUCUAACCGUAAAAUAAUCAAAAGUAGUUUAAGCACCGAUAUUUUAUUUAGUAAAAUACGGGACUUAUUGUAGUAAAAUAAACAUUUUCAAGUUAUAGCACUAUUUUUUAUUACUUUAGCGUAAUUUUAAAAAUUUAUAAUAAAGAAUAAGUAAACCUGUUUGAAUUUAACUCUUCGCUAUUGGCAAAAUAUCUGGCUCGGGAUAACAUCAUAUUUGAGUUAGAAACAUGUUGUCUAACAGUGUGCAACAAACAAUUUGUUUACAAUUUUAUACAAAAAAAGACAUGCUGAUAUAAAACUGUAGUUUCUAAUGCACAAAACAAAUUUUUCUUAAAAAUAAUCAUUUAAUCCAUGGUUUGAGUUUAUAUUUUCGUAAUUGCUUUAUAUUACCU
This is a messenger RNA of Homalodisca vitripennis (glassy-winged sharpshooter), 2543 nucleotides long. Its product is annotated as serine/threonine-protein kinase Chk2-like. Lineage: Eukaryota; Metazoa; Arthropoda; Insecta; Hemiptera; Cicadellidae. Gene Ontology annotation, biological process: protein phosphorylation; mitotic DNA damage checkpoint signaling. The transcript has 9 exons. The record is from RefSeq and is a predicted model, not a curated record. Gene Ontology annotation, cellular component: nucleus; cytoplasm. The coding region runs from base 223 to 1650 and encodes 475 amino acids. Gene Ontology annotation, molecular function: protein binding; protein serine/threonine kinase activity; ATP binding.